Molecule: messenger RNA, 2079 nt
Organism: Lobosporangium transversale
Lineage: Eukaryota; Fungi; Mortierellomycota; Mortierellomycetes; Mortierellales; Mortierellaceae
Product: Rft protein-domain-containing protein
Exons: 3
Coding region: 1-2079 (692 amino acids)
Biological process (GO): glycolipid translocation; dolichol-linked oligosaccharide biosynthetic process
Cellular component (GO): endoplasmic reticulum membrane
Source: RefSeq, a predicted model, not a curated record
AUGCCAAAUAAAAGGGAUGAGCAGACAGUAAAGACUUCUACAACGGACGAAGCUUCCUCGAUCCUGUCAUCUUCAGUUCAAGGUGCAAGCUAUUUGGUACUUCUCCAGUUUGUUUCCAGGAUGCUGACCUUCACAUUAAACCAGGUCCUGCUCCGCUUCACAUCUGCAGAAACAUUGGGUAUCGCAUCUGUCCAGCUUGAGUUACUUCUCAACACCAUCCUUUUCCUCUCACGCGAGGGUGUGCGCUGUGCUGCAAUUCGUGUCAGUGAUGAUAAUGGUGAGGAUAAUAAUGAUCCGAUCAAAAAAAAUGGUGACAAUAGUCAGAGUCGUCAAAAAAACUAUACUCAGCAUCAAGAUCGACAGAUUUCAUCAUCACCCCCCCUGCCGGGUUCAGAGGAAUAUCGACUUCAAAAACUUAUCAACAUGGUUUAUGCACCCAUUCCUAUUGGAGCCUUCAUGACCCUGGCUGCCGUCGGAUACUAUCUUUCACAUGUUGAUAACGCAAGUGAGAUGCGAUUCCCAGGAUACAGGCUAUCGAUUGUUUUGUAUGGCCUGGCUGCAUUGAUCGAGUUGUUGGCGGAACCCAUGUUUAUGGUGGCACAGUAUAAGCUUUGGUUCAAGACGCGUGUCUCUGUGGAAGGCCUAGCCGUGAUUGUCCGAUGUGUUCUUACGUGUGCUUUGACUGUCUAUGGAGCUCGCCAAUCAGUCGUAAUGAGCAAUGAGAAAACUAAUGGGUCGGGAUCGAACGCAAAUACUAUGGGGGUAUUAGCCUUUGCAAUCGCACAGUUUGUGUAUGGACUGUUGACGCUCGGUGGGUUUUUACUUGCAUUUUGGAGCAAGAGUACAGAAAAGAACCAAGCCGAGAAGCGCCGCAUGCAUGCAGCGUUGAAAAAGUUUGACGUUGACAAUGCCACUCGUAGUACAGAAACCGAAGCAGAUCAGAAACAGGAUUUGAUCUCGAUGAAGGCUCUACUGCCCCGCAAAUUGAUCAGAAAGAGCAAAGAUGGAAAGUUGGAAACCUUUUUCUUCGACAAAGAAUUGUUAAAGCUUUCCAAGACUUUGACUGCACAGUCGUUGCUCAAACAUAUCUUGACUGAAGGAGACAAGAUGUUGAUGGCUGGGUUCACCACCGAAGCCGACCAAGGUGUUUAUGCCUUUGUUAUAAACUAUGGCUCACUCGUUGCAAGGAUUCUCUUUCAGCCUAUGGAAGAAACUAGUCGGACAUUAUUCAGUAGGCUAUUGAGUGACAUCGGGCCAGUUGCCAAAUCAUCAACAAUUACUACCUCCAUUACCGCAAGUAGUCCUACUGACGUGUCCAAGGACGACGAGAAACUUGAUGGAGCCUCUCUAACAGACACACAACGUAGGAAUCUCGUCCUCUCUCGUGAUCUUCUCUUGACAAUCAUGAAAUUCCACAUCCUUUUAGGUUUGGUCUUCAUCGCCUUCGGAACUCAUUAUACAGCGACUUUGAUUGAUUUGGUUGUUGGAAGCUAUUGGUCGCGUCAAACAAUCGCUCCUGCUGUCCUUAGCCUCUAUUGCUGGUAUGUUCCUAUCAUGGGCCUCAAUGGCAUCACAGAAGCAGUCGUUCAAGCAGUCGCUUCAGAGAACGAGCUUACAGCCCUCUCUUACUGGAUGGUGGGGUUCUCUGCCGUGUUUUGUAGUACGGGUGCAUUCCUCAUGGGAGCUCUCGGGCUGGGUGCCAAGGGUAUCGUACUAGCAAAUUGCGUCAAUCUAACGAUGCGUAUCUUAUGGAGUAUGUGGUUUCUUUCAGGAUAUUAUGGGCGACACAUUCCUACAAAGACGAUCACCACAGCUGAGAGCAGUGUCGUAAGGAUGUUUUCUUUCGUUCCAUGGCGCAAUGUCCUCCCUAGUUCUAUUGUUUUGGCGACAUUCAGCGCUGCGUAUGCGAUUACAGCUGCAAGUGAACAAUGGGUUGGAUGGGAUCGAUUAAUUGAUAAGGCAGUUCACAUAAGCAUCGGCGUUUCGGCAUUUGGACUGGUCAUGGCCAGCAUCCUCCAUGCUGAGAAGUCAUUCUUGUGGGACAUUCGAAAUAUCGUCCGUCAGAGACGCAACAGCUAA